AAAUCAUAAUCCCUAGUUCAAUAUUCUAUCAUGUCAGGUGAACAAGCUGGAGUCAAAACUCCAUCUGAGUAUGUUAAACUGAAUAUUGGUGGCUAUUUACAUUACACGACUAUUAGUACUCUCAGAAAACAUGAUACUAUGCUGCGUGCUAUGUUUAGUGGGCGAAUGGAGGUUCUAACAGACAACGAGGGAUGGAUAUUAAUUGACAGAUGUGGCAAACAUUUUGGAACUAUAUUGAAUUAUUUAAGAGAUGGUUCUGUUCCCUUGCCUGAGAGUAUAAAAGAAAUAGCUGAACUUCUUGCUGAAGCUAAAUAUUAUUGCAUAACUGAACUGGCAGAAUCUUGCGAACAGGCUCUUUUAAAAAGAGAGAGAGAGAAUGAUCCAAUUUGUAGAGUAACUCUAAUUACGUCUCAAAGAGAAGAACAAGUAAUCCUCAGCAGCACUAUAAAACCUGUAGUAAAAUUACUGGUAAAUAGACAUAAUAACAAAUAUUCUUAUACAAGUACAUCAGAUGAUAAUUUAUUAAAAAAUAUAGAGCUAUUCGAUAAAAUGUCCUUACGAUUUAGCGGACGAAUUGUUUUCAUUAAAGAUGUUAUAGGUUCCAGUGAAAUUUGUUGUUGGACAUUUUUUGCUCACAGUCGAAAAAUGGCUGAAGUAUGCUGUCAUUCUAUUGUUUACACCACCGAUAAAAAACAUACUAAGGUUGAAUUUCCUGAAGCUCGGAUUUAUGAGGAAACUUUAAACAUAUUAUUGUAUGAAAAUCGAAAUGGUCCUGAUCAAGAAUUAAUGCAGGCUACAUCUUCACAAAUCAGUGGAGCUCCGGCAUGUACAUCAGAUGAAGAAGAAGGCGAGCGCUCUGGAUUGGCUCGACUUCGUUCUAAUAAACAAAACACCAACUGACCCAUUUCGAUAACUCCCCAUCCUGCUAUUCGGAGUGUGGUACGUUCUUUUAAAACCAGGGCUAAUUUUGUUUGUUCAAUAAAAGAUUAUGAUUUCAUGAAAUCAUAAUGUUCUUCAUUUAUUACAGAGUUAAUGAAAAAUUUGUGAAAUCCAACUAUUUAUCAAUAAAUAGCUAAAUUCAAGUUUUUCUC
Trichogramma pretiosum is the source of this 1091-nucleotide messenger RNA. Its product is annotated as BTB/POZ domain-containing adapter for CUL3-mediated RhoA degradation protein 3. NCBI's taxonomy places the organism in Eukaryota, Metazoa, Arthropoda, Insecta, Hymenoptera, Trichogrammatidae. Gene Ontology annotation, biological process: protein homooligomerization. Gene Ontology annotation, molecular function: protein binding. The transcript is spliced from 4 exons. The coding region runs from base 31 to 900 and encodes 289 amino acids. The record is from RefSeq and is a predicted model, not a curated record.